Emiliania huxleyi CCMP1516 is the source of this 1293-nucleotide messenger RNA. RefSeq lists its product as hypothetical. The coding region runs from base 1 to 1293 and encodes 430 amino acids. Lineage: Eukaryota; Haptophyta; Isochrysidales; Noelaerhabdaceae. The record is from RefSeq and is a predicted model, not a curated record. Gene Ontology annotation, molecular function: translation initiation factor activity; guanyl-nucleotide exchange factor activity. The transcript is spliced from 6 exons. Gene Ontology annotation, biological process: biosynthetic process; cytoplasmic translational initiation. Gene Ontology annotation, cellular component: eukaryotic translation initiation factor 2B complex; guanyl-nucleotide exchange factor complex.
AUGCUCACCGCCGUGGUCCUCGCCAACGGCAACGAUGGCGACAACUUGUACCCUCUCACGGAGGACAUGCCGCUCGCCGCGCUCCCCGUCGGCAACCGGCCGCUCCUCUCUUACCAGCUCGAGAUGCUGCAGCGCGCGGGCAGCUUCGGAGAGGUGCUGGUGGUGACCAACGACCGGCACCUCUCCCGGCUCGAGGCUGUGGUGAGCGAGUACCGCGGGCCUCUCCGCAUCGAGCUGGUGGUCGUCGAGGAGGGCGCGGGCAGCGCCGACGCGCUGCGCACGCUGAGGGGCCGCGGCCGGCUGGCGGGCGAUUUCGCGCUCAUCUCUGGCGACACAAUCUCGGACGUGCCGUUCCAGAAGAUCGCGGCGAUGCACCAGCUGCACGGCGCCUCCGUCACCGUGCUCCUCAAGCAGCAGCCGCCGCGGCCUGCCGCCGACAAGAAGAAGGCGCGCGACCUGGACGGGACGGACUUUGUUGGCAUCGACGAGUCGCGGCAGCGGCUGCUGUACCUCGAGUCGGCGGCCGACUGCGACGGGGGCGUCAUCACGGUGCACAGCGACCUCGCCGACCCGCACGUCUACCUCUUUGCGCAUUGGGUGCUCGACCACAAGCCGCACUUCUCGUCUGCAAAGUUCGAGCUCCUCCCCUACCUCGUGAAGAAGUCGGCGGUGGGGCCGCACUGCCGGCUCGGCGCGGGCGUGCGGCUGACCAACUGCGUGCUGAUGGAGGGGGUGGUGGUACACGACAAGGUGCACGAGGGCGCGACGCUCAAAGACGUGCAGGUGGGGAGCAAUGUGAGCGUCGAGGCAGGCGCGAACGUGAAGAGCGAGGCGCUCACCGCCGAGGCGCCUUUGAAUGAGCACGAGCCGGUGCGCGACGCGGCGCGGGUGAUGCAGCCCAAGGUGACGGCGACGGCGGAGGGGUCGGCGGCGGAGGGGGAGGCGGCAGCGGCGGCGAUGGCCGCGGGGUCGGCCCGCCCGCCUUUGCUGCUGGUGCUGUGGGAUGUCAGUCAUCUGCCACCACUCGCCAGCGACAAGGUUGCCGGGUCCAUGGACGCAGACUUGCUGGAAAUUGAAGAGGUGCUCGGCGUGCGUUACUGCGAUCCGAGCCAGAUGACUGCGGUGGCGCUGAGGAACCCUGUCGAUGAAGACGACGACCGCUUGGAGUACCUCGUCUCUGGUUCGGCAGGUCCCGACGACCGUGGCUUCCAUUCUGUCGAUUGGUUUUUUCACGGCGACUUGCUGGACCAUGCAGGUGCGGACACGGUCAAGGCAGCGAUACAAGAGUAUUAG